Macrosteles quadrilineatus (aster leafhopper) is the source of this 2968-nucleotide messenger RNA. Its product is annotated as E3 ubiquitin-protein ligase rnf8-like. Gene Ontology annotation, biological process: proteasome-mediated ubiquitin-dependent protein catabolic process; double-strand break repair. Gene Ontology annotation, cellular component: nucleus; site of double-strand break. The transcript is spliced from 8 exons. Gene Ontology annotation, molecular function: nucleosome binding; metal ion binding; ubiquitin protein ligase activity. Lineage: Eukaryota; Metazoa; Arthropoda; Insecta; Hemiptera; Cicadellidae. Bases 342 to 1154 code for a protein of 270 amino acids. The record is from RefSeq and is a predicted model, not a curated record.
AGGAGAGAGGACUGUUCAACUGUUGUUCGACUGUUUGUUCGUUUCGUUUACGUUUAUUGUUGUGUUUACCCUUAGUUGAUUUUUUGUCUUAAAGAAUAAAGUAAUAAUUGUAGUUUUUAAUCAUUUAAAUUAAUGUUGACGAUAAUAAAUUAAUAUUAUACAUAUCAGAUACUCAGUCUCCACGCAAGUUUAAUUCAGCCGUAGAGUGUUUUCCUUUUGACAAUCAUCAUAAAGUUAAGUCCGUGUUUCCUUAAAAAUAGUAACACUUCGGCUAACAUCCUUGUUCAUUGAUUGUGGAAUCUUCAUAUUGUAGGUCUAUCAAAAGAUUUAUAGACUAAAAAAUGGAGGAAGAGCGGCAGCGACAAUUUAAAGAAAUGAGAACAAAGCUUCAUGAAACAAGAAAUCUCCUUUUUUUGAGGGAGUUGAAGCUGGAGAGAGUGGUCGCGGAAAAAUCGGAAAAUGAAACCAGAAUGAACAAAAGGAUAAUGGAAUUAAUAAAUGUAAAAGAAAAGCAGUCACGUCAGAUUGAGGUCCUUGAAAAGGAGUUAGGCGACCAGGAUGAGCAAGUUAAAAAAGAUAUUGACGGCCUGCAAGACGAGUUGAUGUGCAGUAUCUGUGUUGAGCCGUAUGUGGAACCUACUGCUUUAAACUGUGGGCACAUGUUCUGCAGUAAAUGUAUAUCUGAAUGGAUGAACAAGAAGAGGUUUUGCCCACUAUGCCAUCGAAGUGUUUCUACUACAGUGAGGAUCCACAUGGAUGCACUAAUACAAAGGACUAAAUUGAUGUCCAAGAAAGCAGAAACUCGAAGAGAAGCACAUCUCUCACAACAAAAGAAACGAAAGUCACUUGAAACCGAGUAUUCCCCGAAGAAAUUAUGUAGCGAAACGGAAACAAAUUCAGAUGCUCCAGUUGAAACAACCACCAUUCCAGUCGAAACCGUUACAUACUACCUUCCCAGCAUGGGCCCCAGCACAACUAAUCACACAGAAGGGAAUGAUUGUAAUCAACCGGGAACUUCUAGACAACCACCUCCCAUUGCUGUGGUCAAUCCCUCCAACGUUCCAGUGGCUCAAAUUCCUAUGCCAGCCGCCCCAAGGGUGCAAACUAAUACCUCCGGUGAGGCUGACACAGUCAUUGACCUGACUGACUUGUAGCAAGGCUUAGCGUUACCUCAUCCCACCAAAGAAUUUAUAGUUGUUCCAUCAAUUAUGUGAUACUGUUGAUUGGUUAAUUUUUGUAUUGUUUUUAAUUGAUUUAAGGAUGUUAAUUAGAAAAUGAGAUUUUAACUUGUUAACUUGUUUAAUUAAUGUGUUUUGUAUUUUUGUAACAGAGAGGUAAUACUUUUAGGCAGUGCCAUAUGUAUAAGCAAUGUAACUACUGAUUUUGAGGAUUAAAUUUCUGUUUUUAGUUUUCUAUUUUGUUUUGACUCUUUUGGUAGAGUCUCAAUUAUUUAUCAAUUAUGUUUUACUGUUGAUUGGUUAAUUUUUUAAUUGUUUUCAAUUGAUUUAAGGAUGUAAAUUUUAAAAAGAGAUUCCAACUAUAUUACACAUUUGAAGUACCGGUAAUGUGUUUUGUAUUUUUGUAACAGAGAGGUAAUACUUUUAGGCAGUGCCAUAUGUUAUAAGCAAUGUAAUUCUACUGAUUUUUAGGAUUAAAUAUCUGUUUAAUUUUCUAUUUUGUUUUGAAUUUCUUGUUAGAGUCUCGAAUACUGACUUACGUUAUGCUUCCUUUAGACAAUCUCAAGCUUUUACCUUGUGACAUGGUUGAACACCAUCACGUGGGGUAACAAAACCUUUUUCUACACCUGUAAUUUCCUAUAGUUUUCACUUGCUGUAUUUGACCAUGGGUAAAGUAGGGGUUUUACCUGUAUUAUCCUAUUAUUUUUAUUAUUUAAAAAAACCUGUAUUUUACCAUGGGUUCAGAAUACCAGUUUGCCAACGCAUACAUAGUCCGAACUGAGAUAUGUGACUGAAUGUACGUGCGUCAUCGCUUUAUCUUAUAUUUAACUGUUUCAAUAGUGGGAUUUUUACUUUGUGAAUUAUUUUUUUAAUUGUGAUAAUGGCUUCAAAUCAAAAACAGUUUUGAGUUUAAUGUAAAGUAACUUGUACAAAUAUUAUACCUGAAUUUUAAAAACUUUCUAUGUUUUAAUAAGCAUUUUUCCACAUAGUCUAUCUUGCUACAACUUGUUAAGGUUGUAAUCGAGACUCUACUGUAGUGUGUAAGUUAGUUAAGAUGUAAUAGAUUUUUUUUAGUUGACAAUACUGUAGAGUCUUGUCUUUUCAAUUAAAUGUAGCCUACUUAUAGAUACAAAAUUAUUUUCUCUGUCAAACUAACUCAACAAUUUGUGAACCAGAGGUUGUCAAGUUUUGGGGCUUGUCAAUUUACUGGUGAGGAAGCUAGGGUUUACCUUACAAUUAUUAAAAUACAUUUGCAAUUUCGUAAGCUAUUCAUUGUGACCCUUGGUUGCAAUAUAUUAUUGGUAAAAUAAAAUAAUUACCUUAUCCAACCACAGUUGUUUGUAUGACGACUAGUUUCGUUCCUUAGAACUUUGUCAGGUCAUUUGUAUGCAACCACUUCAUCAAUGUAUUAAUAGUUAAACAGUCACAAUAGUUAAAAGUUGUCAUGUUGAAAAACAUAAUUAAAAUGGAAUAAAAAUUAUAAACUAAUUAAAAUUGUACAGGUUAGCCAGCACUGUCUGAUCACUGCCAUUGAUUAAAUAAAAUGUGAGUUUAUAAAACUGAGCUUUAUUUAGUCAGUGACAGUGAUAAAACAGUGCUUGCUAACCUGUACAGUUUUAAUCAGUUUAUCAUUUUUAUUCCAUUUUAAUUAUUUUUUCCAACAUGCAAACUUUUAAUUAUUGUGACUGUGGCAGUCUUUUAGAGAUUCUAUGGAAACACCACAAUGUAUUAAUACAUUGAUGAUGUGGUUGCUUACUAAUGACCUGACGAAAUUCUAAGGAAUGAAACUA